Messenger RNA from Chrysemys picta bellii (western painted turtle), 3295 nucleotides. Lineage: Eukaryota; Metazoa; Chordata; Testudines; Emydidae. The record is from RefSeq and is a predicted model, not a curated record.
GCAGCUCUCGCGCAUGCGCAGUCGGGCACAGCGGCGGCGAGAGGCGGCUGAAGGGAGUCGCUCCGAGGAGGCGCCGGGUUCCGCGGCCGCUUCGCCCCGUUCCGGGCCCGCAGCGUCUCCCCGCCCGGGGGGGCCCCGAGGUGUCCCCCCCCCCGCGCCCGCCGGACCCCUGCAGUGGACCGGAAGUUGCCCCCUGGGGCUUGGGCUGCACCGGAAGUGGCUCCGGCUUGACCGGAAGUACCCGCCUGGGAGGCCGGGGGGCGGGGCCAGCUGGACUUGGCGCCCCUCCCCCACCCCGAGCCGAGAGCGGCCCCAGGAGCGGGGAGCCGGCGCCAUGGCGGAGCCGGAGAACCUCGAGGUGAUGGUGAAGACGCUCGACUCGCAGACCAGGACCUUCACCGUGGAGGCAGAGGUGACGGUGAAGGAGUUCAAAGAGCACAUUGCGGGCUCAGUAAAUAUCCCCGCGGAGAAACAGCGUCUGAUCUACCAGGGACGCGUCCUGCAGGACGACAAGAAGCUUAAAGAAUAUAAUGUUGGGGGCAAAGUGAUCCACUUGGUGGAACGUGCCCCUCCCCAGACUCAGUCGCCCUCCUCUGGGGGUCCCUCUGGAGCCAGCUCGGCCUCAGCCCCCCACAAUGGCAUCGGGGGACGGGGAGCCGGUGCCACUGUCCAUGACCGUAACGCCAACAGCUACGUCAUGGUCGGGACCUUCAAUUUACCAGUCAGCAUUAUGGACCCGCAGCCGCCCUCACAGGUGAGUUCCUGCCGGGGACGCCGUGCUGUGGGGGGGGGGGGCUCUCUCCUGCCGGCAGGGGCCCCCAACCACCCCGCGCCGGCCGAGUACGUGGAGGUGCUGCUGGAGCUGCGCAGGGUGGAGGAGCAGCUGCAGCCCUUCCUGCAGCGAUACCAGGAGAUCCUGGCCACGGCCAGCACCACUGACUACAACAACAAUACAGAGGGGCGCGAGGAGGACCAGCGCAUCAUCAACCUGGUGGGGGAGUCCAUGCGCCUGCUGGGGAACACCUUCGUAGCCCUGUCCGACCUGCGCUGCAACCUGUCCUGCAGCGCCCCCCGCCACCUCCACGUGGUCCGGCCCAUGUCCCACUACGCCGCCCCCAUGGUGCUGCAGCAGGCUGCCAUCCCCAUACAGAUCAACGUUGGGACCACAGUGACCAUGACGGGGAACGGUGCCCGCCCCCCCCAGCCUGGCCCUGAGGGACCUGCCCCCACCCAGCCCUCGCCGCCGGCCCCAGCCGGAGCCCCCAGCCCCGGGGAGCCAGGCCGGGGCCUGGAGAGCCAGUUGGGGCCCGGGGCGGCCCCGACUCAGACCCAGGGCUCCCAGACCAGCCACCCCCGGGUCAUCCGCAUCUCCCACCAGACCGUCGAGCCCGUCGUCAUGAUGCAUAUGAACAUACAGGACUCUGGGUCUCAGGCGCCAGGAGGCGGCUCCGGGGGCACCGUUCCCACGGGCACCGCUGGACCAGCCGGGCAUGGCCCGGGCAUAGGAGGCGCUGCGCACGUCCCCCUGCCCAGCCUGCCCCCGGAGCUGAUGCAGGCCGUGGCUCACCAGAUCACCCAGCAGGCCAUGGCGGCCGCGGCUUCUGCCGCCACAGGCCAGCAGGUCCCUGGCUUCCAGACGGCCCCGACCCGCGUGGUGAUCGCCCGGCCCUCGGCCCCGUCCACCCGGCCCACCCACCCGGGGGCCCCCCAGGCGCCAGGACCCGGGACUCCCGGCGUAGGGGGCAAUGCCUCCCUGGCACAGAUGAUCAGCGGGCUCCUCGGGCAGCUGCUGAUGCAGCCGGUUCUCGUGGCUCAGGGCAGUAGCUCCUCUUCGGCGUCCUCUUCCUCCUCCUCCUCCUCCACCACCACCACUACCUCAUCGGCCUCCUUCCCGGCCCCAGCCUCCCCGCCCACGGCCUCGGCUAGCGCCGCCACCACCAACACGGCCACCACGGCGGCAGGGGGCAGCUCUGCCGGUGCACCAGGGGGCCCCGUGCCCUCCGCCUCCUCCUCGGCCCAGCCGCCUCCACCUGCCGACGAUCUCCACUUCUCCCAGCUCCUGGGCAACCUGCUGGGGGCAGCGGGCCCUGGCAUGGCCGGCGUGGGCUCCCCCACCAUCACCGUGGCCAUGCCCGGCAUGCCUGGCAUGCCCGCCUUCCUGCAAGGCAUGACAGACUUCCUGCAGGCCACGCAGAUGGGGGCUGUCCCCCCACAGGUGCCAGAACAGGCUCAGGCUCCUGCCCCUGCCCCUCCCCCGCAGCCAGAGGCCCCUCCAGCCCCUGCCCCACCCCUGGUGUCGGGCGGGGAGCGGGGGCGGGGCCGCCCCCCUGGGGGCCCCGAGGCCCUGGCCCCCGAGUUCUUCCUCAGCGUGGUGCAGGGGGUGCUGUCGUCCAUGAUGGGCUCGCUGAACGCCCAGCAGGGCAGCACCGAGAGCAUCGCCACCUUCAUCCAGCGCCUGAGCGGCACCAGCAACCUCUUCGAGCCGGGCACCGAGGGCGCCAUCGGCUUCUUCGGGGACCUGCUCUCGCUGAUCUGCCAGAACUUCUCCAUGGUGGACGUGGUGAUGCUGCUCCACGGGCAGUUCCAGCCGCUGCAGCGCGUCCAGCCCCAGCUGCGCCGCUUCUUCCACCAGGAGUACCUGGGGGGGCGCGAGCCCUCGGACCACAACGUGCGGGUGGCCACCCACAGCCUGAUCACUGGCCUGCAGGAAUACAUCCGCGAGAGCUUCCCCCGGUUGCAGCGGGACAGUGCGGCCUCGCCGGCCCCGGCCACUACGGCGGAGGAGGCCGUGGCGCGGUGCCCGGAGCCAGAGCAGGGGGAGCUGCCGGGGGAGCCCGUGCCCGACGCCGAGCCCUGGGCAGCGGCUGUGCCCCCGGAGUGGGUGCCCAUCAUCCGCGAGGACAUCCAGACCCAGCGCCGCGGGAAGCAGCAGCCGCCGCUGAGCGACGCCUACCUGACGGGAAUGCCGGCCAAGCGCCGCAAGACCAUGCGGGGCGACGGCCCCCAGCUGCUCCUCUCCGAGGCCGUCAGCCGCGCCGCCAAAGCCGCCGGCGUCCAGCCCCUGAGCGGCAGCGAGAGCCUGAGCCGGGAGCUGGCCGAGCCGGCGCUGCAGGAGGGCUACCGGCAGCAGCUCCGGGCCGACCUCCAGCAGCGGCUGCGGGAGGAUCCCAGCUUCAGCCCCCAGCGGUUCCCCAACGCCGACCGCGCCUUCGGGGAUGAGGCCUAGGCGCGCCUGGGCCCCCCGCCCCCUAUUUAUCCCCUGACCCCCGUCUCCAAUAAAGCUGCUUGGUGUCGG